Messenger RNA from Plodia interpunctella (Indianmeal moth), 2131 nucleotides. RefSeq lists its product as uncharacterized. The transcript has 4 exons. The record is from RefSeq and is a predicted model, not a curated record. Bases 145 to 699 code for a protein of 184 amino acids. Lineage: Eukaryota; Metazoa; Arthropoda; Insecta; Lepidoptera; Pyralidae.
GUAAAAUAACAAUUUUAGUAAAUAUCGAAUUGUUGUUUUGUUCAAUUUUGUUGUCACUGUUGUACCUAAUAUUUAAUUCUAUGUUUGUUGUUAUUUGUGUCUUUGGACUGAGAUUUUGCUUUAAACUAAGCUAUUUCUAAAAUAAUGAGUGGCGAUCGAAGUCCAGGCAGUCCGUUGGAUCUGAACGACACAGAACAAGCAGUACUAAUGGAUCCCAUCGAUUUCGAGCGCAACAGAUAUCCAUAUUGUAUAGUUUGGACUCCAAUUCCUGUUUUAUCAUGGAUAUUCCCAUUUUUGGGUCAUAUGGGUAUUUGCAUGUCAAAUGGUGUGAUUCGAGACUUCGCGGGCCCUUACUUCGUUUCGGAAGACUUGAUGGCCUUUGGAAACCCUACAAAAUAUGUGCAACUGAGUCCACAGAAAGCCAAUAACGGACAAGCUGGUUGGGAUGCUGCAGUAACUCAAGCUUCUGAGAUUUAUAGAAAGAGAAUGCAUAUCAUAUUUUAUGACAACUGCCACUCUCAUGUAGCAACAGCUCUCAACAUCAUGAGCUAUGGUGGCAGCAAAAACUGGAACAUGGUCAAACUGGUCUUUUAUAUGAUACCAUACUCCAAAUAUGUCAGCUUUAGUGCUUUCCUCAAAACUUGGCUGCCGUUUUUCAUCAUAAUAGCAUUAAUAUGCGGGUUAGCAGCAAUCAUAUAAUGACCCUGUUAACUAACUGUAAUGGUACAUUUUGUUUUCUGAAAGUAUUUUGUGUAUGGAUUGAAAGAGUUUGUGAAGCUGGGCUUGUUAAUAUAGUUUUGGACUCAAUGGUAUUAGAAUUGUAGUUAGCAAUUCACACAAUGCACAAACACUUAGUUUGACUCACAAUGGUCUGUGUCUUGAAACAGCAACAUAUCAAUUUCAAUUCUAAAUACACUUUCUGCCAAACUGAGUUGGGCACUAAAAGGGAAAGUGCUCCUAGUACAACCUGUUUUAAAUAAUUACAUCUUUUUUGAAUUCUUACUUGCCUUGCCUCUCCCCUCAACUAAGGGAAGGUUGAACUCGACAUAUUUUGUCCAUGUUACUACUAAGUACGUAUUUAGACACCAGAGGAAGCUGAGAAGCUAACAAGAAGGAAGGACAACAAAUCAUUGCUCACAUACAAAGCUCACAAAAUGUUUUGAUGCAACAAUGGCUGAAAGAAUUUGAUGUUUCACAGUUGCGUGGUUGGAGGUCUAGCCUUAAAUAGUAAGGCCCUGAAUAUAGCACAUCUGAAUAAUAAUAUUCAAUUCAGAUAGAUAGGAUAUAUGUGAAGGAUCAUUGGUGCCAUUUUCGAAGAUAUUUGUUUGUCUGAAGGUCUCCAUUUUUUAUAUACUAUGUAAGUAAAUAAGGUUCAUUUUUAAUUGUAUGAAUCCCAGCCAUUUUCGAAGAUAUUUGUUGGUCUGAAGGUAUCCGUUUUUUAUAUACUAUGUAAGUAAAUAAGGUUCAUUUUUAAUUGUGUGAAUCCCUGUUGUACACACGUAAGCAGUAGUUUAAGGACACAAUAUCCAGUAUCCACAGUUGUUUAUAAUAAUGUUACUGUCUUUUUUCAGAUGUCCUUUCUGUUCAGUUAAAAUAGGCGCUUAGUUAAGUUGGGCCGCCUGGUAAAUCUAAAUUGAUAAGUGUCUAUUACAAAUUCAAUAAAUAUCCAUGCAGAGUAACCUAUCAAUCCUGUCAUGCGAUUGACUGCACAUACAUAUACAUAUAACAAAUAUUAUCAAAACUUUUAAAAUUUUGUAAGUGUUUAUUGUCAUGGAAUGAUUGGAUGAAUUCAAAAUGCGAAGGGGUGAUUUGUCCUAUUUAAAUAAAAAAUAUAUAGUUAUUGUACUAUAUAUUAUAUAUAAAUUACUACACAAAUAGUUGAUGUACAUUUUGGUUUUAAGUUUAUUUUACCAAUUUUCUUUUUAAUAAUAAAAACAAAAUAAAUUAAUAAAAGAUUCGGAAAUUUUAUUGAAAAUUAGACUGAAUUUUUUUGUAUAAUAACUUUUUUUUUCACUUUUACACAAGUGACAAGAGUCAAGAAGGAUGUGUUAUAUUAUUAUGGUCUGUGUAUGUUACCCAAAAAUACCUGGAAUAAUAAUAAAUAAAGUUUAGAAAAAUAAAAAGAAGCUUA